Rhincodon typus (whale shark) is the source of this 1014-nucleotide messenger RNA. RefSeq names its product melatonin receptor type 1C-like. The transcript is spliced from 3 exons. The record is from RefSeq and is a predicted model, not a curated record. Gene Ontology annotation, biological process: G protein-coupled receptor signaling pathway. Gene Ontology annotation, molecular function: melatonin receptor activity. Lineage: Eukaryota; Metazoa; Chordata; Chondrichthyes; Orectolobiformes; Rhincodontidae. Gene Ontology annotation, cellular component: membrane. The coding region runs from base 1 to 1014 and encodes 337 amino acids.
AUGUCAGGAGAUGGGAAUUGCUCCGAGCUGGUCUCCUCGGUCGCUGAGCGGCCAGCGUCCCCAGAGCUCACCAUGGCGCUGGCCACGGUGCUGAUCUUCACCAUCGUGGUGGACAUUGUGGGCAAUGUCCUGGUCAUCAUAUCUGUAUUCAAGAACAGGAAGCUCAGGAAUGCUGGUAACAUCUUUGUCGUCAGCCUUUCUGUAGCUGACCUGGUUGUGGCAGUGUACCCUUACCCUGUGAUCUUAUUUGCCAUUUUCCAACAUGGAUGGAAGCUGGGUGAUAUUCACUGCCAGGUUAGUGGAUUUCUGAUGGGAUUGAGUGUCAUCGGAUCAGUGUUCAACAUUACAGCCAUUGCCAUCAACAGAUAUUGUUACAUCUGCCACAGUUUCAAGUACGAUAAGUUGUACAGCCACAGGAACACGACCUGCUACCUGUGCCUGACCUGGGUCUUAACAGUUGUUGCAAUUGUACCGAAUUUCUUUGUGGGCUCUCUGCAGUAUGAUCCUCGUGUAUAUUCCUGCACGUUUGCCCAAACAGUGAGCUCCUAUUAUACAAUUGCGGUGGUGGUUGUUCACUUUCUAGUCCCCAUUGGAGUGGUGAGCUACUGCUAUCUGAGGAUCUGGAUUUUGGUCAUCCAGGUAAAAAGGCGGGUGAAACCUGAUGAGUCCAAGUUGAAGCCCAGUGACUUGAGGAAUUUCCUCACCAUGUUUGUGGUCUUCGUGCUCUUCGCCGUUUGCUGGGGGCCUCUGAACUUCAUCGGUUUGGCUGUAGCCAUUAAUCCUCUGGCCGUGGCUCCGAAAAUCCCGGAAUGGCUGUUCAUCAUGAGCUAUUUCAUGGCUUACUUCAAUAGCUGCCUCAAUGCAGUCAUCUAUGGGGUCCUCAAUCAGAACUUCAGAAGGGAAUACAAGAGAAUCCUUAUGUCACUGUGGUCUCCGAGACUCUUCUUCAGUGGUAUCAUCAGUAAUAUUAAGAGAUUGUCAAUGUGCCAUUUAUCUUUUGCUGGCCAUGCAUAA